Messenger RNA from Penicillium longicatenatum, 723 nucleotides. Its product is annotated as NPP1 family protein. NCBI's taxonomy places the organism in Eukaryota, Fungi, Ascomycota, Eurotiomycetes, Eurotiales, Aspergillaceae. The record is from RefSeq and is a predicted model, not a curated record. The coding region runs from base 1 to 723 and encodes 240 amino acids. The transcript is spliced from 2 exons.
AUGGGAUUCAAAGUAUCCAGCGGUCUAGCUACCCUUUCUUGCUUGGGAGCGAUCGCGAGCGCCAACCCUUUGUCGCGCCGAGGAACUAUCGCUUCCGAUGAAAUCGUGGGGUUUGACCAGACAGUCCCCUCAGGAAUAACUGGCGAAGUUUAUCUGGCUUACCAGCCUUACCUGUAUGUGGUUAACGGCUGUGUCCCUUUCCCAGCCGUGGACGCAGAUGGCGACACAAAUGCCGGUCUUUCCCCCACGGGAGCUUCUGAUGGCGACUGCAGUAGUGAUACUGGUCAGAUCUAUGUCCGGGGCAACAGCUCCGGAGAUUACUAUGCUUUGAUGUAUGCCUGGUACAUGCCCAAAGACGAGCCUUCGGAUGGGCUUGGUCAUCGUCAUGAUUGGGAGGGAGCAAUUGUUUGGCUUGCCGAUUCGACUAGUACAUCCGCUGAUAAUAUUGUCGCUGUCUGCCCUUCUGCUCACGGCAGCUGGGACUGCAGUACCGAUGGAUACACAGUUGAUGGUACCGCGCCAUUGAUUGAUUAUUACAGCAUCUGGCCUGUUGACCAUUGCUGUGGUCUUACCACUACGGUGGGUGGCACACAGCCUCUGAUUGCUUGGGAGUCUCUCCCAACCGUUGCCCAGGAUGCUUUGGACACAACCGACUUUGGCUCUGCUAUCGUUCCUUUCAUUGAUGCUCAUUUUGCCACGAACCUAGCUGAUGCCACCUUUUGA